UUUCGAAGUGGUUUCGAUAGAGAUAGUUGGAGUUGGAUAGUUCCAGUUCUGGUUCUGCUGAGUUCAGUUGUCUUGAUGUGCAGUGCCUUUGCCUUUGCCAGGAAUAGGACUAGGAGAGAAGCAGAAGCAGAGGACGAUUGAGAGCGUUUUGACAAGUAAAAAGAGUGCCUUCAGUUCAAAACUAUUUUAGACACGAAUCGUUCUGUUCAACAUUCUAUUAACUUACCUAGUGUUUUAUUUUAGACUGGUAGUGUAUUUUUACUGUGUUUACACUCAAGAUAUCAACAAUGAGAAUCUCAUUAUUUUUGAAUUCCACCAUGAGCAAAUCUUGUGUAAGGCCCCAAAAAAACUGGGCUGAGCAAGACAAGAAAACGUGUGUGUUUUCACAAGACCAAAGGAGGGCAUUUUCUCAUCAAGUGUCAAGCAGUAAACAGUCAAGCUCAGUGACACCGGUGAGUCGACUGAGACAGUUGCCAGACCUGCUCAGUGCUUGCUACGAGCUGCAGUGGCUACUCAGCUCUCGCACUUCACUCUCACAAACCCUCGAUGCCGCCGUCAAACAGAUUCAAUCGUUGUCAGCUGUAUUGCUGUUGUAUCUGACUUUGCUACUGUUGACUGCACAAGUCGCUGGUGUCGCAGUCCUCCUGUCCUACGCUGUUUCACCUCCACUGGGGUUCCAGUUCAUGGUUGCGGCAGUCGUUUUCAUCUCAGUCACUGCUUUCAAGAUUAUUAGCCUGUAAACGUAAUUUUUUUACUCAUCUCUCACUUAGUGUUUAGUUUACAUCAUGAAUAUAUUUUGUAUACACAUAUUAGGGUACUACAACUUAGACUAUUGACGUUCCUUAUAUUUUCAGUAUUAUAAGGGGAACAAUUAGUGUUAAAGUUUAAGACUCCUAUUUGUUAGGCUUAAGUAACAUUUUGACUGGGAUACGUUUCCUCUGUAAAUUUAAUUAUUAUGUGUGAGUGUUAGAUGUGUGAUUGUCAAUGUUUAAAUGGGUGAAUAUUUGACAUGCAUUGAAGUACAGUAGAACCUCUUAAUCCGAACUAAUUGGGACCAGGGGUAGUUCGGAAUAUUGAAUAGUUCGGAUUACAGAACAUAUUGUUGUUUUUACAUAACAAUAGCUAAAACAUGGCUAAAAUUGAUCAACAUUAUUUUGGGAAAAGUGAAAAUAUGUUUUAUAAAGUAAAAUACAGUGUUUAUUUUAAUACAGUAGUAAACAUGGUGAAUAAACAGUACUGUAAAUUAAAUACAGUAUACAGUUAAGAACUGCUGUCCUUUGUAUAGAGUACAGCAAUGAGGGGUUCGGAUUAGUGGACGUUCGGAUUACGGGGGUUCGGAUUAAAGAGGUUCCACUGUAAAGACAAGAUCUCUUCCAUGCCGUAAUGUAUAUUUGAUGCUUUGAUUUUUACCCUAUUCUUGGGCCAGUGCAUUAUUUCAACAAUACUGAAUGUAAAGCAUAUGUUGUAAAUAUAGUUUUUGAUCAUGUUUUGCUUAUCUUUGCUUCGCAUGGAAGUUAUCAAGAAUUUCACCAUUAGUAAAAAGAAAAAUUAAUAUUUUAUAUCAAUAUACAUUUUUUAUCGUGAAAAAAUCAUCUAUUCCCUACAGAUGUAUCCCCAUUUCCAAUUUGUCUCUAAGCAAUUUGCUUGGUAUUAAAUAAAUGGUAUAGUCUACAACAUUUGGAUUUGAAGUAAUUUUUAGCGUUGGUCUUUUAGUUUUAAAUAAUAGAUUCAAAACCUCAUUAAAAUACUCAACUUUUAACUGUGCAAUAGAUUGUUAAAAGAAUAAAUAAUUUUAUAUCAAGAUUGUAGCCAAACACAGUUAGUAGGUAAUCUUUUAUAUUUCUGUAAAUAACAUUUUGUAAAAACAGAAUUUGUGCAAUGCUGCUACAACAAUUACAUUUUUACUCGUCAGGUGAGUCUUGAACAGGGUUGCCACCUUAGGUUAAAGAAAAAUCGGGACAUGAUGGCCCCGAUUAACAUAGGCUUAAAUGCCGGCAUAAGGAACCUUAAUCGGGACUGUCCCGGCAGAAUCGGGACGGUGGCAACCCUGGUCUUGAAUCUUGAAUAUAUCAUGCACUCAAUUGCACUUAAACAACUUGAUAAUUCAGUUUAUUUUUUUAUAUAUUUAAAAAGAAAAUACUCCAAUAAAUAGGCUACAUAAUAAAAAAUUUGUAUUUCAACAGCUCUCUGAUUACAAACUGGUUUUCAGGUUGACCUAUAUGAAAACUAAAAACAUUAAAUGAAAUUAAAACUUAACUACAGAAAUCAGAAAUGUUAAUUGUGCAAAGGUAUGUUUAUUGCUGUUUCCAUUGCAGAGCUAGUCUUCCUAUCGUUUUGGCUCUUAACAGUACCACAGAGAGUGCUAUUGAUGUACAGUAGGCCUAACAUGUUAUACUCAUUACAAGAAAUCUUGAAACAUAUUAUUUUUACUACCAUUAAAAAUGGCUAUGGUAACGUUUAUAGCCCAUGAUAAGAUUAAUAAUUUUACACCACAGCCCUAUUUAAUAUGCCUAUUUAUAUUAAAAGAAAUUGUUAAGGAAAUUCACAGGUAAGUCAGCUUUACCGUCAAUUUCCUAAACAAUUCCUGGUAAACUUCCUAACUUUUAAUCAGAUAUAUUAAAAGGAAAUGUUUACAGUAUAAUUUAUGUUUAAUUUUGAGUGCUAUAAAUUUGAUAAAUAUUACAACCACAAGUAAGUAGGUGCAAAUAAAUCAAACUUAGAGUAGGAAUCUAGAGUAGGGAAACAAACAUUAUACAGCAAUAUAUUUAUAAGAAUUUGAACCAUAUUUUCCUCUUUUUUGUUUGGAUUCUAUUAAUUUCAAUCCAUUCUAUAUUUCUAUUAGUUGUUUAUUUUAUUGGAAUUUAUAUUUAUUCAUGUAUAAUAUUGUUUGGUUACAUCUCAUUAUAUUAUACUUUAGAUUUUCUUAUAUGUGCUAUUGAUAGAUCAAAACACCUACUGAUCUUGAAAAAAAAUGUUAUGAUUGUGUGAUCUUCCCCGAUUGGACAUAUUUUACGUUUUUUUCUCAAUGGCUGCUCCUUUAUCACUAUACCUAAUACUGCUAAUACUUGUAUGUAUUCCAUAGUCGUGUAAUAAGGUUAAGACUGAUAAAUAGUGUAGAAUAUUGUUUUGUUUGUUAACUGGAUAAUCCCUGUGUUGUAAUUUUAUAUUGUUUGUUUAAUGUUCAUAAUUUAUAUGCAAGAACUUAUUAAUAAAUAUUAUUUUUGUA
Messenger RNA from Macrosteles quadrilineatus (aster leafhopper), 3226 nucleotides. RefSeq lists its product as uncharacterized. Bases 288 to 740 code for a protein of 150 amino acids. The transcript has 4 exons. Lineage: Eukaryota; Metazoa; Arthropoda; Insecta; Hemiptera; Cicadellidae. The record is from RefSeq and is a predicted model, not a curated record.